This is a messenger RNA of Dicentrarchus labrax (European seabass), 1357 nucleotides long. RefSeq names its product PDZ binding kinase (gene pbk). The record is from RefSeq and is a predicted model, not a curated record. Gene Ontology annotation, biological process: protein phosphorylation. Lineage: Eukaryota; Metazoa; Chordata; Actinopteri; Moronidae. The transcript has 7 exons. The coding region runs from base 76 to 1101 and encodes 341 amino acids. Gene Ontology annotation, molecular function: ATP binding; protein serine/threonine kinase activity.
UACAGCCUGCUGAGGACUCGGGAAGUGUUUUUUGAAUGUUCGGCGCGUUUUAACCGCGGCGGAAGAAAACCGAGAAUGGCCUCCCCUACCACAUGCACCGAUGAGGGGGCAUUCAAGACCCCUAAAACCGUCCGAGUUAGGAGCUUUGGGAGCAACGGAGGGACCCCAGUGACCAUCCCGGCUUCGCCUUUCAUGAAGAAGCUGGGCUGUGGGACCGGCGUCAACGUUUACCUCAUGAACAGGAUGGGGAAGCUCAACGCGUCUCCCUGGGCGGUGAAGAAGAUCAACAGUAAGUGUGCAACCAAGCAGCUGCCGGUUUACCAGCGGCGCCUGAACGAGGAGGCGAAGCUCCUGAAGGGAAUCCAUCAUCCGAACAUCGUCGGCUUCCGCGCCUUCACCACGGCCAAAGAUGGAUCCAAGUGUCUGGCCAUGGAGUACGGAGGAGAGCAGUCCCUCAACGACCUGAUCGAGAAGAGGAGAGAGGACGGCCUGAAGGCUUUUCCCGCCGCCAACGUAGAGAAAGUGGCGCUGCACGUUGCUCGAGGCCUUCAGUAUCUGCACAACGAGAAGAAGCUGCUGCACGGCGACAUGAAGUCCUGCAACGUCGUCAUCAAGGGCGACUUCGAGACCGUCAAGAUCUGCGACGUCGGUGUGUCUCUGCAGCUCGACGAGAACAUGAGAGUGUCGGACCCGAAGGCGGAGUACAUCGGCACCGAGCCGUGGAAACCGAAGGAAGCUCUGGACGAGGGAGGGGAGAUCACCGACAAGGCAGACAUCUUCGCCUUCGGGCUGACUCUGUGGGAGAUGAUGACGCUGGCGAUGCCUCAUCUGGAGAUGCUGGAGGGUGACGGGGAGGAGGAGGAUGAUGAAGACUCGAUGGAGGACAGUUUCGACGAGGACGCGUACUACGAGAAGCUGGGGACGAGGCCGGCGCUGGAUGCCGAGGCUCUGGGCGCCGCCUACCGGAGGAUGGUGGAGCUCUUCUACCUCUGCACGGAGGAAGACCCCAAGAAGAGACCCUCGGCCGGGCAGAUCGUCCAAGCGUUGGAGAGCAACGCCCCGCUGGAUAAAACGCCCGCUGAGGUGAUCGUGAUCGACUGAUGCUGCUGAGUUAGAAAUGUUGCGGUUUGUUACGGGUUUAUAUCAGAGAUUGUAUGAACACAGCCUGAAUCCCUGCCACUGCUUCCUGUUUGUACCACAGAGGAUUCAACUCUCUUACUGUACAUCUGUAUCUGUUAUUUCUCUCCUUUUUCUAGUACGUCGACUUUUACUGUGUCACUGUUUUUACUUUCUUUAUUCUUCAACUUACUCUGUAUGUUUGUGUUCCUGCACUUCUGUAAACUUUGAUAUUUCAUGA